Naegleria lovaniensis is the source of this 1143-nucleotide messenger RNA. RefSeq lists its product as uncharacterized. The record is from RefSeq and is a predicted model, not a curated record. The transcript is spliced from 3 exons. Lineage: Eukaryota; Heterolobosea; Eutetramitea; Acrasida; Naegleriidae. The coding region runs from base 1 to 1143 and encodes 380 amino acids.
AUGAUUGCCAGCACGAACUCGACACGCGAUGAUCAUGGACCAACGUCUAUUGAACAAACUCCAUUCUUCAUUGAUGAUGAAUAUAAACUUCGUAUGGCGAGAGGAGAAGAGGAAGAAGAAGAUAAGCCAGAUGAUGUGGAUAAUGUUUUUAAUUAUGGUCGCCUUUUAUCGGAUACCAGUAAAAUGUAUCAAUUGAAGAAUUAUUAUGCUGGGGCAUCAAAUGGAUUCGUAAGAGUUUAUACGGCGGAGGGACAUAAAUAUUGGUUAGCUCAGGCAAUGACCACUCAUCGCGCACCAGAUUUCAAAGUACAUUUUUCUGUUGACAUCGAUGACGUUCCAAAAGCAUUUGAUAUUCUUGCAAAGCACUUCUUUUUGAGCCGUUGUAAAUUUGGAAUGAAAGCAUACAUGUUGAAAGACUGGAAAGAAAAGCAUUCAUCAGAAAUUCUUGAAUAUAGUGACGAUACGGCUUCAGAGUUGAGUGUGGAAAGAUCAAGUGUAGAAAAUUCAAUACUGUUGAAUGUAAAAUCAGAGGAUCAACCAAGAGUGUCUUCAUUAUCUAUCGAUAGUGGAUGGCCUGAGCACAUGAAAGGACGAGAAAUUACUGUUUAUAUUUAUCGAUAUUAUGAUUUGGAAAAACAGCACACCAUAAGGGAAUAUGGUGAAGGUGGAAUAUUUAAGGAAUAUCCAGUGCAUAUCAAAACAGAACACAAUCCCUACUACAAGUCACACUUUAUGGAAUAUCAACACAUGCAUCCGUUUGAAAUGUUUGAAUUAGAAAAAAAGCAUGAAGAACCACUCAUAUUUUUCCGUAAAUGGAUUCAAGUUGCUGAAGAAUUGUUAGAAAAUGCUGGUGUUAGAAACAACGGAUGCGCCUUUGGAGAUGUACCUCUUGGUGGAAAGUAUGCAUCAUUCAGAAAUGAAACAUUUGUUCCUUUGAAGAGCAGAGGAAAAGAAUUAUUAUUGAACCAAAAAGAAUUCCAAACUGUUAGUGUGGAUGAUUAUUUUAUGUAUCCACCAAAUGACUGUGGUUGGAAUGCAAGCGGUAAUGAUGAUGCCCCAUUGGUGUAUGAAGCUCUUCGUUUCAAUGAAGUGAGACUCUAUGACUAUAAGAAAUGGUUUGGCAUUCAAGAGGAUCAAGACUAG